AUGCCGCCCUUGCAGCAGCAGCAGCAGCAGUAUGGCCUUCCACCAGCGAUAGACUACGUGAAUGCGCCACCAGCGGCGUGGGGGUGCUUCGGGAAUGCGGAGGGAGGGCCGUGGCAAGAGGUGCCAGAGUAUCACCGACUCCCCGCAAUGCCGACUCCUUCUUACGCUGAUUACGCGAACCCGCUGCAAGGACGCGCGGGCUACGACAAUAACAGUAGCGCCGCGGGGGUGAUGCCAUAUAUUGUGCCAGCGCCAGCGCCAGCACCACCACCUCCUCCGCCCCCGCCUCCACCGGAAAACGAAGAUGAAGAAGAGCACCCAAAACUACAACGCCGAAAUUCAAGAGUGUCGUUUGUCGGCGUAUUUGACGUGUAG
Molecule: messenger RNA, 375 nt
Organism: Trypanosoma grayi
Lineage: Eukaryota; Euglenozoa; Kinetoplastea; Trypanosomatida; Trypanosomatidae
Exons: 1
Coding region: 1-375 (124 amino acids)
Source: RefSeq, a predicted model, not a curated record